Eutrema salsugineum is the source of this 1533-nucleotide messenger RNA. RefSeq lists its product as uncharacterized. NCBI's taxonomy places the organism in Eukaryota, Viridiplantae, Streptophyta, Magnoliopsida, Brassicales, Brassicaceae. The transcript has 4 exons. The record is from RefSeq and is a predicted model, not a curated record. The coding region runs from base 322 to 1383 and encodes 353 amino acids. Gene Ontology annotation, molecular function: RNA binding.
AUUGACAAAAAUGUCGUCUUCUCUUCGUCCGUGCUUAAGUUCGGCAGCGACGGCAAUCCAUAAUUUUCCCGUUUAACCGUCGCCUCCGUCGACGAAUCUUUUCUUUCUCUAUUUGUCUCUUAAAGUGAUAUUUCUAUUUCAAGGUUUGUAAUUUCUCUUAUUUCUGAGUUUAUCCGAUCUUCUGGUGAAGAUAAGAAGCGACUUGACCCCUCUGUGCUUAUCAGAUCCUUGUUGCCUGAACCAGCCGAUUUAAAGAAACCGGUCAAUUCUGGUUGUUGAAACUCUUCCCACAUUGCCCCACGAGAAAAUUCAUAGGAUGUAAUGAUGUUAGCUUUAAGUUAUGCCAAAGGAAUCGCUAAUCGAUAUCUCAGGAUUCCCAGAUGGACCUCUAGACUCUGCCUGCUUAACCAUCAAUUCCAUAACUACUCCGUUUAUGCAAAGCAGAGACCUUUUGUAGAAGUCCCAUAUGAAUCACCUUCUUUCGAGCUUUUACGAGCAUCAAGGCAGGAUGUAUUUGCGUAUAACAGACGUUACAUGAGUAAUUCGACGAUAGAGCUAAGAACAGAUGAUAAUGUGGUGAGGUUUUCUUUCAACAAUGUCCCUGACAACAAAAGUGUGCCUAUGAGGAAAGAAAAGAAAUGGAAACGGGCUAAAUCAUCGAGAAAGGCUAAGGUGAAUGAGUUAAGGUUCUACCGUUUAAAGGCCAAAAAGAAGAUGAAUUCUCCAAACCCUGAAGUUAGGAUUCGUUACAAGCUUGAAAAGGCUAAGAGAAAAGAAGAAUGGUUGAUUGAGAAACUGAGGAAAUACGAUGUGCCGAAAUCACCAGCGGAACCCUAUGAUCCAGAAACCUUGACAGAGGAAGAGCAGCAUUACCUAAAACGUACAGGAGAAAAGAGAAAGAACUUUGUCCUUGUUGGGAGACGAGGAGUGUUUGGAGGCGUGGUUCUGAAUAUGCACCUCCAUUGGAAAAAGCACGAAACGGUUAAAGUGAUUUGCAAGCCCUGCAACAAACCUGGGCAGAUUCAUGAGUACGCAGAAGAGCUUGCUCGGCUAAGCAAGGGCAUUGUGAUUGAUGUCAAACCUCACAACACCAUAAUAUUGUACCGUGGGAAAAACUACGUGAGACCAGAAGUGAUGUCUCCUAUUGAUACACUGUCUAAAGAUAAGGCUUUGGAGAAAUAUCGGUAUGAGCAAUCGCUGGAACAUACGAGCGAGUUCAUAGAGAAACUGGAGACAGAGCUUGAGGAGUACCAGAAGUAUGUUGCACGGUACAAGAAGAAGAAAGAUGAAGAAGCGGAGACGAAGAAAGAGACAGAUUCGAGGAGCAAAGCUGGUUAUGUCUAUGAUUCUAGCCUCAAGACCCCAAUUCUCAAAAGGAACUGAAAACAUAGGGAAGCCAAUGGUUCUUUGUUUUUCAAAGCCUUAUGAUUUAGUGCAUAGAAGUCUUACAUUGGAUGCUAUCCGCUUCGGUUUGACUAAACCAAGUUAUAUAAAUCGGUUAGAUGAUUAGAUUAGAGAAGUCGGUUCACGAUG